AUGAAGAUGUGGCUGACAUUUCUUCUCAUAAUCAUUGAAGCACAGACGUCUGUGACUGAGAAAUCAGCUUCCAAGUCUGCUGAUAUUGUUUUUUUGGUAGCUAGCAGCAACACAUCUUCCCGCCAUAUAAAAACAUUUAUGAACAAAGCAAUCAACAGUUUACCUCUAGGGCCUAAUGAGUCUCGGGUCGCACUUGCCCAGUACAAUGAUCAGAUAUACAAUGAAUUCCAUCUGGAUACCUAUAAAGGGAAGAAUCCAAUGCUGAAUCAUAUCAAAAACAAAAUGACAUUCAGAGGCGGUCCCUUGAAAACUGGCAGUGCUCUCCGCACAAUUCAUGAGGAUUUUUACUGGAAACCAACUAUUGGGAAAGACAGAACCAAAAUUUUAGUAGUGAUUACAUCUCAACCAUCUGAGGACGACAUAGCAGAAGCUGCUCAAAUGUUAAAGAAAGCUGGAGUAAAGGUCAUUGCUUUGGGAAUAGAGGAUGCUUCUUAUGAUGAACUCAUUCUGAUGGCCACAAAACCAUUUUACUUCUAUUUUCCUAGAAAUGAAGAACUCAAUUUAUUUUCCCAGAACAUUUCUGGGAUCAUUGCUGAUGCUGUUGAAAUAGGUAAUAACAACUCUGAUCUAUCCAAUGUCACAUCUGCUAACAAAGUGAACAAUGGAACUGCAUUAGAAGCUUGUGAUGGUGAUGCGGUUGCUGAUGUGGUGUUCAUAGUGGAUGCAAGUUCUCCGCAAACAAAAUUUAAGAAGAUUCAACUCUUCUUAGAAGAUCUGGUGUCUUCCUUGGAUGUGAGAGAGAAAUGCAUUAGGGUUGGCUUUGUGACAUAUAGCACUAAGCCUAUGGCAGUAUCUUUACUGAGAAUGUCAAUGGACAAGACUCAUGUUCUACAGUCCAUACAGAGCCUUUCUCCCCAGGCAGGAAAGUCAAACACUGGUUCUGGCAUUCAGUUUGCAAGAGAAAAAGUUUUCACCAAAAGUGCAGGAAGUAGGAAGUCUCAAGGGGUAGAACAAAUCGCUGUUUUGAUCACCCAUAGGUCUUCAGAAGAUAGAGUGAGUGACGCAGCAACAGUUCUCAGAAGGGCUGGUGUGACUAUAUUUGCCAUUGGCAUUGAAGGGGCUAAUGCCACUCAGCUAGCCCAGAUAGCGGCUUACCCACCAUACCAAUACAUUACUAACCUAAAAACAUUUUCUCAUUUACCUCGCAAAACUCAAAGUUUUCAUAAGAAGAUUGUGAAUCAAAUACAGCAGACACUCUAUCUGAACACCAAACGGACAGAACUUCUCAAAAGAGGAUGUGUAGAUACAGAAGAAGCUGAUAUUUAUUUUCUCAUUGAUGGUUCAUCAAGCCUGGACUAUUUUGACUUUGGGGAUCUAAAAUUGUUUCUGAAAGAAGUGAUUAAAUUUUUUGUGAUUGGACCAAAUAAAGUUCGGUUUGGAGUUGUACAGUAUGGAGAAAACAGUGAGCUGGAAUUCGGACUUGAGGAAUAUGGCAAAACAAGUGAUAUCUUAAAAGCCAUUGAUAACAUCCGCCAAACAGGUGGGAGCCCCAACACGGGGGCAGCUUUGACUUUCAUUCAACUCUUGAUAAGCAAGUCCCAGCGUCUGCAUCCCAGAAGUGUGCCCUGCUAUUUGAUUUUAUUAACAGCCAAGACAUCGGAGGACCAGGUGGAAAAGCCUGCCGAAAGGGUUAGGAAUGAGGUGGUCGACAUUUAUGCCAUUGGUGUUGGACAUGCCAACGAGUCACAGAUUUAUGAGAUUGUGAAGUCCAAGGACAGAGCUUACUUUGUGAAUGAUUUUGCCUCUCUGAAGCAUAUAAAGAAUGAAGUUGUUCAAGAUAUCUGUGCUGUAGAAGCCUGCAAGGAAAAGAAGAGUGACAUUUUGUUUCUGGUGGAUAGCUCUGAAAACAUAAGCCCUGAGGAUUUCUUGAAAAUGAAGAACUUCAUGAGCGAGUUGGUGAACAAAUCAGAUGUCGGGCCAGGCCGCGUGCAUUUUGGUGCUCUGCAGUUCAGCAGCAAAACCAAAGAGGAAUUCCGGCUCAACGAAUACUCAACCAAAAGCGAUGUCAUCAAUGCAAUUGGAAGGAUGUCUCUUAUGGGACAGAACAUGGUCACUGGGGGAGCAUUGCAGUUUGUGCUGGAUUACUUCAAACCCACUAAAGGAGCACGGCCGUAUGUCAAAAAAAUUCUUAUUCUUAUCACAGACGGGGAAGCAGAGGAUGAAGUGAAAAUUCCCGCAGAAACUUUGCGAGAGGAAAACAUCAUUGUAUAUUCUGUAGGGGGGUUUAAUGCCAAUAAAACACAGCUGAUAGAGAUAAGUGGGAAGCCGGAGAUGGUGUUUUAUGUGGAGGACUUUGAUGUUCUAAAGCACUUAGAAGGUGAAAUCCUCUUUGGAAUAUGUAGUCCUUAUGAUGAGUGCAGAAGGAUAGAACUUCUAGAUAUUGUUUUCAUCAUUGAUGGUUCUGGAAGUAUAGAUCCCAAAGAGUAUGAUAUUAUGAAAGACUUCAUGAUUGCCUUGGUAAAAAAAUCUGAUGUUGGCCAUGACCGAGUUCAAUUUGGAGCUGUCAAAUAUUCAGCUGAGCCAGAAACCUUUUUCUAUCUGAAUGACUAUGGGUCCAAAUCAGCCAUCAUUAAGGCUAUCCAAAAUGAUAAAUCUAUUGGAGAAACAACGUAUACCGCCAAAGCAUUGCGCCACUCAGAAAGCCUUUUCUCUGAGGAACAUGGCAGCCGCAAAUACAAAGGUGUCCCCCAGGUUCUUAUAGUGAUAACUGAUGGGGACUCCCAUGAUGCAUCAGAACUUGAUGAGGUGUCAAGGAGACUCAGGGCGAACGGCAUUGUCAUCUAUGCUAUUGGGAUAGAGAGAGCAAGGCCAGAUGAGCUUUUGACCAUGGCAGGAUCAGAAGAUAAAUAUUUCUAUGUAAAUACAUUUGAAGGACUGAAACACCUGCAUUCCAAUGUGUCACAUAAGAUAUGCAGUGUUUCAAAACCAGAAUGUGGAAUUCCAGCUGAUUUAGUAUUUCUUAUUGAUGGGUCUAACAGUAUAAGUGACAGUGACUUUACUAAGAUGAAGAAUUUUUUGCAAGAUGUGAUUCGCCCAUUCAACACUGGUCACAAUGUACAAGUUGGCAUUGCUCAGUAUAGUGAUAGGUACCAGGAAGAAUUCAGACUGAAUAUUUUCCAGCGGAAAUCUGAACUCGAAACUCAAAUUGGACAAAUCAGACAGAUGGAAGGACUUCAAACGUACAUUGGUGCAGCUCUUGAGCGAGUGAAGAGCUACUUUACACCAGAAGGUGGCAGCAGAAUAAAUGAAAACAUCCAACAGAUUUUGCUGGUGAUCACAGAUGGCCGAUCACAUGACAAAGUCUCUAAAGUGGCAGAAGAUCUGAGAAAGAAAGGUGUUGACAUAUACGCCAUAGGAGUAGGGAGAAUUGACCAGUUGCAGCUUAGUCAGAUAGCUGGCUCCUCAGACAGGAAAUACACAGUUGACAAUUUCAGUGAACUGAAGGUAAUUAAAAAAAGACUAGUUGAUGAUAUUUGUGAGGAAGAAGAUACAACAACAUGCUUCAUGGAUGUUGUUGUGGGAAUAGAUGUCUCCUCACAAAGUCAAGGCGACCCGGUAUUCCAUGGACAGUACCAGCUGGAAACUCAUUUUCCUCAGAUCAUAAAUGCCCUCACAUACUUAACAGGUGUCAGUUGUAAUGCCAGAUCACACUCACAAACCAGUGUGGCAGUGAAGGUGAGAAACACAGACCCGCCUGUGGUAUCAAAGUUUCAAAUUGACAGCGAGAAACUUUUGAACAGUCUUGUGGGCACCACCAUCAGGAAUGCAUCUCACCUCAAUGCAGAGUUCUUGGAUUCACUUUGGGAAACAUUCCAAAUCAAAUCUACAGAUCGAAGGAAGGUACUACUUGUGUUUUCGGAUGGCUUGGAUGACAACGUAGAAGUCCUGGAACAUAAAUCAGAAGAACUCAGGAAAAGAGGGUUGGAUGCACUGAUAACUGUCGGUCUGGAAGGAGCUUCAAAUUUUAAUGAGCUCCAGUAUAUUGAAUUUGGAAAAGGAUUUGGAUACAAGACACAGCUGACUAUAGGCAUGAGAAAUAUUGCCAGCCAGUUGUCCAAGUAUGUGACCAAUGUUGCCGAACGGACAUGUUGCUGUGUGUUUUGUAAAUGUACUGGUGAAGAAGGAGACCGUGGAGAGCAAGGAAGACGUGGGAUGAAGGGUGGUCCAGGCAUUCAAGGAAGUCAAGGACACCUGGGAGAUGAAGGUGAACCUGGAUCAAGAGGGUUGCCUGGACCAACUGGAGAUAAAGGCUACAUGGGCUGUCAAGGUAACAGAGGUCCCAAGGGGCAGAGAGGAAUAAUUGGGCGAAAGGGAAACAAAGGGGAGGAAGGAACGGAUGGCAUUAAUGGAGAACCAGGCCCUCCUGGACAUCCAGGAAUGAAAGGAGAAAAUGGUGAUGCAGGCUAUCAGGGCAGCCCAGGACCUAAGGGAGUUAUUGGUGAACGUGGUGAGAAAGGUUUUCGGGGAGAUCGUGGUAUCCCUGGAGCAGAUAAUAACUUAGCAGGACCAAGAGGUUUAGGAGGAGAAAGAGGGAGAGAGGGCGAGAGAGGACCAACCGGCCCUUCAGGAUUUCCAGGCUCCGAAGGAAGCAGAGGAUGGCAAGGUCAAAAAGGACAACAUGGCCCACAGGGAAGAAAAGGAUCCCCUGGUUCCAAUGGUGUUCCUGGGCAGCAUGGAUUUAAAGGUCCACAGGGUGAAAGAGGAAUUCGAGGGAGGAAAGGAAUUAGAGGCGAUGAAGGAAACAAAGGAUUUCCAGGUCAUCCAGGAGUGACAGGUACAAAAGGCAUUCCUGGAAGAUGGGGAACCCAAGGGAAUAAGGGAGAGGUCGGUGAUCCUGGAUUGAAAGGGGAAAGUGGACUACCUGGACUCUGGGGAUUCAGGGGAGAUGAUGGUGCCAUUGGGUAUGGUGGGCCAGGACAUAAAGGAGUAAAGGGGGAAAGGGGAUUUCCUGGACCCAUCGGACAGAAGGGUACUGUUGGCAACAAUGGAAUACCGGGAGAACCUGGGACAAAAGGGAUCCGUGGGCAAGCGGGCCCUGAAGGUUCUGCUGGCCUGAAGGGGACACCAGGAGAUCAUGGUCCUCCAGGACGCAAGGGCGUUAAAGGAGCCAAGGGCGGUGCUUCCCUUUCACCAUGCAAGCUCAUUGCUUAUAUUCGGGAACACAGCUCUUGCUACAAAGGAACACCAGAAUGCCCCGCAUAUCCCACUGAAUUAGUAUUUGCCCUGGACGUCUCGCAAGACACCACCCACCAGCUCUUUCAACAUAUGAAGAAGAUUGUCAUAGAGACUGUGAAUGGUAUCAAAAUCAGGGAGAGCAAUUGCCCAGUGGGAGCCAGAGUGGCCAUUGUGUCCUACAGCUCUGAUACCCGCUAUUUGGUCCGCUUCUCGGAAUUCCGCAGCAAGAGCCGGUUGCUCCAAGAAGUCAAUGCACUUUCAUACCAGAGAUCAACAAGCAGACGGGACCUUGGUGGGUCAAUGAGAUUCGUUGCCAGGAACAUCUUCAAGCGAACUCUCCAGGGUGACAACGUGAGGAAAGUUGCUGUGUUUUUCAGUAAUGGCCAAUCUGUCAAUCCAGUUUCCAUCAACACAGCAGUUAUUGAGUUCAGUGCAUUGAACAUUGUUCCAGCAGUCAUUGCUUUUAAUAAUAUCUUGGACAUCAAUCAAUCCUUUGCGAUGGAUGAUUCUGGACAGUAUCAAGUCAUUGCCUUUCCAAGCAAGGGAGAUUACACAACAUUUUUACAUAAGCUCCAGUUGUGCACCCUUUGUUAUGAUAAAUGUAAACCAGAUGUAGCUUGUGCCAGGAGAACUCAGCCACAGGAGGCAUACGUGGAUGCCGUUUUCAUUUUGGAUAGCUCACAGAAGAUUGAUCCUCGUGAAUUUGAGAAGAUGAAGGACUUCUUAAGUAGCUCACUUGAUCACUUUGAUGUCUCCUCUGAGCCUGCAACGUCUUCCGUAGGUGACAGGAUAGCUUUGGUGAGCCAUGCCCCACCAGCUUUUCAACCCCACCUUCAGAAUUCUCCAGUAAAGGUAGAGUUCGACUUGAUAACAUACCGUGAGAAAGAGGUGAUGAAAAAGCAUAUCCAAGAAUCUGUUCAACAGCUGGGUGGAGUAGUCGCAGUCGGUCAUGCCAUCCAGUGGACUAUUAACAAUAUUUUCUCCGAAGUCCCCAGCCCAAGGAAACACAAGAUGAUCACUGUGAUAUCUGCUGGGGAAACAAGCCCAUGGGAUAAAGAGUUAUUAAAGAAAAUUUCUCUGAGGGCCAAGUGCCAAGGCUAUAUCCUCUUGGUUCUUUCUCUGGGACCGACCUACAAUCACACUGAACUUGAGGACCUGGCAAGUCUACCUUUGGAGCAACACUUGAUCCAGCUUGGCAGAAUUCAUCAGCCUGAACUGAAAUAUGCCCAGAUGUUCCUCAAAGCAUUUCUACACCUUCUUCGGAAUAAAACCAAUGAUUAUCCACCUGUUGAACUCAAAGCAAAAUGUACCAAGAUCAUGCAUCAAAGAACUAGAUAUGCAUCAAGGAGUCUCAGUCUCGUGUAA
Pogona vitticeps (central bearded dragon) is the source of this 6600-nucleotide messenger RNA. The record is from RefSeq and is a predicted model, not a curated record. NCBI's taxonomy places the organism in Eukaryota, Metazoa, Chordata, Lepidosauria, Squamata, Agamidae.